Styela clava is the source of this 1837-nucleotide messenger RNA. RefSeq names its product poly(3-hydroxybutyrate) depolymerase-like. Lineage: Eukaryota; Metazoa; Chordata; Ascidiacea; Stolidobranchia; Styelidae. The record is from RefSeq and is a predicted model, not a curated record.
UUGAAAUAACGUACAUCUAUUUUGCAAAUUUUCAUUAAACGGAUUUAGUGAGGUAUCUUGCAAACACCGAAUGAUGAAUUUCAUACGAAUAUGGCAACUUUUAUGUUGCAUAUUUUGUCUCUACUGUUAUUCAAGUUUCGCUGCUCCAAACGAAGGAAAGCUUGGAUCCUACAAUAUUGAUACUGCUGCAAUUUCUGUUAGUGGAUUCUCGUCGGGAGGAUUUAUGGCAGUACAGCUGCAUGUCAUUGAAUCUGAUACUUUCAUGGGUGCUGGAGUUGUAGCUGGAGGUCCAUACGACUGCGCACAUGAUUCUCUAUCAAAUUCUUUGACAGCAUGCAUGUCUUCACCAUAUAUGAUACAAGCAAAAAGUUUAAUAGAAAACGCAAAAGCACAAGCUGACUUGGGUCGAAUAAGCUCGCUCAAUAAUCUGUACAAUUCUAGACUCUAUCUUUUUAGUGGAAAAGAGGAUUCGAUCGUCAAGCCAGGUGUGAUGACGAAAGCUCAGGAAUUCUACGAAGAGUUUGUUAAUCCCGCCAACAUUUUGACACAGUAUGACAUUGUUGCAGAGCAUGGAUUUGUCACAAUGAACAAUGGUGGAGCGUGUAACAGAAUAUACAGAACUUACAUAAAUGACUGUAAUUACGAUUCUGCUUAUCAUCUUCUUAAUCACAUAUACGGCGGAAACCUCGAGGUUCCAAGUUAUUCGUCGACAGCUCCUGCUCCGCGAGGCACGGUUUUUACAUAUGACCAAUCUGAAUUCAUUAAUUCUCUGAACCCGUCAUCAAUUGGAAUGGAUUCCAAAGGGUAUAUUUUUGUGCCAGAUUCCUGCACUGGAGCAACAGAAACAUGCCGUCUACAUGUUUCUAUUCAUGGAUGUGAACAAGGUGAUAGCUUCAUCGGAGAUUCGUAUGUUAUGGAGACUGGUUAUAAUGAGGUUGCGGCAUUGAAUAAUAUUAUUGUCAUAUAUCCUCAAGCGUCAGUGAUUCCCAUCUCCAACCCCGAUGGAUGUUGGGACUUUUGGGGAUACACCGACUCAAACUACGCGUACCACAAUGGCAAACAAGUAGUAGCAAUAAUGAACAUGGUUAAAAGAAUGACAUCUGAUUCGACGACUAUGACAUCAUCGCCCGCACCUACAGUUAUUACAACAUCUCCUACGGUAGUACCAACAGAAGCAUCAUCUAUAAAAACUGUUGAACCGAAGACAACAACAAAGCCAGAAUCUUCUAUUGAAGAUGGAGUUUUGGAACUGUACUGAUAACCGGGUGGAGCCGAAAAGAGUUGUUGCAAUCCUGGACAGAAAUAAGAAUGUUGAACCAUCGGAUCGGCGUGAAAGUACUACAAAAUACAAACAAAUGAUCAGAACAAUGAAGAACCCUGUAACAGUAGCAAACCAACAUAACAUACUAUUUAAUGUAAAGAAUGACUUUAAUUCAUCCGAAAUCCAUGGAAACUUUUAUUGUUAGUUUUUAUGUGCAACAAUCGUACUGCCCUUAAUCAAUCAAUUUUGGUAUCUGUAUAUAUGCGUGUUCUAGAGUUUAUUUGUUUUAUUUUGUUUAGUUUGCAUUCUCUUUUAUCACAUGUGAUUAUUGCCCAACUGCGUUUAUUUGGCCGAAACGUGUUUGUGUCCGACACGCUAUCAACUUUAUUAUCAUUUUUUUUCAACCUGAAUGUGUGACUCACUUUUUUCACAUGAAACGUGUAGUUGUGUUACUUUUGGUAAACGAUCACGUACAUUGUGCGUUAUAAACUUUAUUCAUAAGUCUUGCUCGUUUUCCGGGUAUUUCUGUUAUGUGUUUUGUUCCUUUCGUGUUUUCAGAUUGCCGAAAUAAAUUUU